GAUUGGAGAAAAAGUCACUUGUGCAGCAAUUUGAUUGGGUCAUGUAGCAAGCGAUCUGAUUGGUCACAAGCCACUUGCACGGUAAACCUCCCUCUUUCUCGGGGUGCUCUGCGCGCAUGCGUGUGUUUACGCACGCGGCCCGACUUGACUUGGCUCUGUACCCGAUGGGGUGGUACUGCUGUGCUAGGGCUCGGGGACGAGCACUCUUCCUUUGCUGGCCAGAGUGGACAAGGAGGAGAGAGUUGGUUUUAUCGAGGAGGCCUUAGACUGCAUCUGCAUAACCGUACAACAACAAGCUCCAGCAACGAAGAAAUAGUUUUCCUCCCA
Geodia barretti is the source of this 327-nucleotide messenger RNA. Lineage: Eukaryota; Metazoa; Porifera; Demospongiae; Tetractinellida; Geodiidae. The record is from the annotation of a GenBank genome assembly.